This is a messenger RNA of Thyridium curvatum, 1071 nucleotides long. RefSeq lists its product as uncharacterized. Gene Ontology annotation, molecular function: oxidoreductase activity, acting on NAD(P)H. The transcript is spliced from 2 exons. The record is from RefSeq and is a predicted model, not a curated record. Bases 1 to 1071 code for a protein of 356 amino acids. Lineage: Eukaryota; Fungi; Ascomycota; Sordariomycetes; Thyridiales; Thyridiaceae.
AUGGCGACUCUCCCAGAGACCCAGACAUCCAUUGUCGGCCUAGAGGACGGCAAUGUUGGCAUCUCGCCCGGCAUCCCCCUCCCGCGGCUCGAGGACGACAUGAUCCUGGUCAAGACCGCGGCAGUGGGUGUCAAUCCGGUGGAUACCAAGAUGGUGGGCCCGUUGUGUACCCAAGGUGCUGUGGCUGGUAUGGACUUUGCGGGCGACGUGGUCGCUGUUGGGCCCAACGCCAAGGCAUCUGUUCCUCUUGCGGUGGGAGACAGGGUCUGCGGUGCCGUUCAGGGUAUGAACCCGACCGGCCCUCGCGUCGGCGCCUUCACUCACUACGUCGGCGCCACGGCACAUGUUCUGAUCAAGCUGCCGCCCAACUUGACCUACGAACAAGGCGCCUCACUGGGCAGUGGCUUGGGCACCAUUGGCCUAGCACUGAAAAAGCUUGAUCUACCGGGGCUGCCCUAUGAACCGGCGCAGAAGCCACGACACGUGCUCAUCUACGGCGGCAGCUCAGCUACUGGCACGCUGGCCAUCCAGCUGGUGAAGCUAGCGGGAUUCAAGCCCAUCACCACAUGCUCGCCUCGGAACUUUGACCUCGUCAAGUCCUACGGCGCCGAGGAGGCAUUCGACUACAAUGCCAAGGACUGCGCCGCAGACAUCAAGGCCUACACCAAGAACUCUCUCAAGUAUGUGCUCGACUGCAUCUCGGAACCCGAGACGAUGCAGUUCUGUUAUCAGUGCAUCGGGAGACUGGGAGGGCGCUACGUAGCUUUGGAGCCCUUCCACCCCAGUCUGCACACCAGGGCAAACGUGCACCCGGACUGGGUCCUGGGCCCCACGAUGAUAGGGAAACCAAUCUCCUGGAGACCCCCUUUCGAGCGGGCCGCGGACCCGGAGGUCCUAGAGUAUGCUUUGAGGUGGUACAAGAUAGCACAGAGAUUGAUCGAUAAUGGAGAGCUGAAGACGCACCCUCUGCAAGUCAUGGAUGGCGGGCUGGGUGGGGUAUUGGAAGGGAUGGAGUUACUCAAGGCCAAGAAGAUUUCGGGUAAGAAGCUUGUGUAUCUUACCGGUGCUUGA